UUGUUUUUUUUAUAGUGGUGGUGUCGGGGCGGAUACCUAUACCUCCCACUAGCACAUAUACUAGAAUUUAUCCACUAAGACUUAUACAAACGUGAUCUCCUAUGUUUGUACUACUCUCAUUUAUAUAGGGUGACAAUUUUAUUGGAUUAAAGUUGUAUUCUUGGAUUUCAUUUGUUGCUUUUGAUGUCCUGAAGUUGUGAAUAUUCAUGCAUGUUUUUCUGUUGUAUCUUGUUUAAAGACUGAAUUUUUUUAUGUUUUUGGAGGAUUUGUAGAGCUGGAUCCAUUGAUUCUGGAAAGAGGAGACAUGCUUCUAUUUUUCAAGAACAAUUUCUGCAUCCAAGCUUUGCAGAUGUGAUGCAAUGGGAUCACAAAUUGAUUCAGAUGCCCUUGUUUCUCUUGAAAGAAAACCCACUGUUAAGCAUUCGUUUAAGAAUGGAAUCAACAGACUUUUGAUUGUGCAAGAGCAAAUGGAGAAACUUGAGGAGGAGCUGAGAGAGACAAGAGAGCAACUAAAUUUUGUUGAAGAAGAAAAGAGCAGAGCCAUUUAUGAACUCAGUGAGAUGAAACAUGUAGCCUAUGAGACCAAUGUGAAGGCAACUGAUGGAUUAUCGCCAAGAAAAUCAAGGGAACUUUAUGCAGAAGUUAGGACUUUGAAGGAGUUGCUAACUCACAAACAAGAAGAAUUGAAGAUAAAAGAUAAGAAUAUCAAGUCUUUGAAGUUGGAGCUCGAAAAGGCGAGACAAUGUGAGCUCAAGUUACUAGAGAAAGAUCCUAGUUUAGGGAAAGUGAAAGAAGGAUUUAGUCAUGUAAAAGCAUUCAAGAUUCGCGUGACAGAUUGGUUGUCUGAUUUUAGAAGAAGGGUUCAAGAAUUAGAAGAUGAAUUGGAGAGCAGGAAGUUAUCAGAGUCCAAAAUAUUUGAUGCUUGGUUGUCAAAGACAAGGCAGUUUGAACAAAUCAGGAUUGAACUCGAAGAAUCCAAGCUCGAGAUUGCUUCUCUUCACGAAAAGAUUGAAUCUUUAGACAUUUCUUUCAAGCAAAAUGGCAGGUAUCUUAAUCAUUCUUGCAAUGAGGAGAUUGCUAAAUCAAUAGAGAAGGAAAUGGAAAACCUCAAGUCUGAACUUGAAUUGGCAAAAGAGAAUGAGAAGGUGGCAUUAUCAAAGGCCAAGGCUUUGACUAUUGAGAUGAGCUUGCUGAAAAAUGAAAUGAAGUUGGCAAAUGAGGCAGAAGAAAAGAGCAGAAAGGCCUUAGAUGAUUUAGCGUUAGCAUUGAAGGAAGUUGCUUCGGAAGCAUGUGAUGCCAAAGAGAAACUUAGUGCUACACAAUUAGAACUAGGACAAGUGAAAAAGGAGGCUGGAAAUCUGAAGGAGAUGAUCAAGAGCAUUAAGGCUAGAUAUAAAAAGCUUUUGGAUGAAGCAAAAGAGGAAACAGAACUAUUUAGAAACAUAGCAGACAGAUUGAAAUUAGAGGUGGAGGAGUCACUAUCGGCUUGGAAUGGGAAAGAAAUGAGCUUCAUCGCGUGUAUAAAAGAAGCUGAAGAAGAACGGGAUCUUGCUCUCCAAGAGGCCGCUAAGCUCAACGAAUCUCUUAAAGCAGCCGAGCAAAUGACUAAAGCAGCAAGGGAAGAAAACUAUAAAUUGACAGACAUCUUGAAGCAGGCUGUCAAUGAAGCAAAUGCUGCAAAAGGAAUGAAUCAAUGCCGUUUUCUCUCUCUAGAAAAUGCAAGCCUUGUGAUUGAUGAAGCUGCUUCAUGAAAAUUUAAGCGAGUAAAAUGGUUGCUUUCUUCAGAAUCAACAGAAUACAUAAAUACAGACUAGAAGAAUGAGGGAUGAAGUCACCAAAGGCAAUAGUAGAGGAACACGAAGAUCACAAAAGCCAGGAAAACUUUCAGCUUCAAUCUUAGUGAGCUAAAAUUGGCUUGUCAUCAUCCGACUGCAUGAUUCAUUUGCUUUCACAUAUAAUGGAGACAGAACUUCAAUAAUCCACAUCAUAGCUAUGUUGACAAUUUAGAUAGUAAUAUGAAUUUAACUAAGAGAAGAAAAUUAUUUUUCUGAGAGUGGUGGCAACUCAUAAUGAGGUAUCAUUUACACAGGAAGAAAAUUAAUUUAGUUUUUAUUUUUAGGAAUUUUUGUAUGUUUGUAUUUGGGAUUGAUGUAUACUUCAUUGAUAUUGAUUUGCUAUGUUUUUGGCCUUUUGGGAUUGAUGAAGGAGGAUUUAGAAGCAAUUGUAGAACUUGUAAUUUACUAUUUGGG
Nicotiana tabacum (common tobacco) is the source of this 2249-nucleotide messenger RNA. RefSeq lists its product as uncharacterized. NCBI's taxonomy places the organism in Eukaryota, Viridiplantae, Streptophyta, Magnoliopsida, Solanales, Solanaceae. The record is from RefSeq and is a predicted model, not a curated record.